ACUAGUGAAUGGUGAUGAAAUGGCGUUGAGGUAUAUAUCGCUACUCUCUAAAUUUCGACCAGGAAAAUGGAACGUACGAACAAAUGUGACCAAAUCCGGGGUGGACCUAAAACCAGCCUCAUCAACGCAAAUAUUAGAAAAAAAUGGCAACGUAGAAAAGCCGACUGAAUCAUAUAACGACGGUCACCCUGUCGUAGAUUUGACUUUCGAAAAUGCAAGAGAGGCCUACAGAAGUAAAACGACAUCGGAACUCGCGCGGGCCCUGCUUGUAUUCAAGCUCUGCUCCGUCAAUUAUCUCGUUGAUAAUCAAAUAGUACUGCUGAAAUGGUCGCGGAAGCUUCUGGGUGGGCCAUUGUUCAGGAAGAUGAUGAAGUCUACCUUCUACGGUCACUUUGUUGCUGGGGAGGACCACGACGCCAUCAAGCCGCUGAUUAGCCGGAACCGUGAGUUUGGGGUGAAGUCCAUCCUGGAUUACAGUGUGGAGGAGGACCUGAGUAGUGACGAGGCCAAGGAGGCAGAGAUGAUGAGCUGUGUGUCAGAAACCGAGACUGAAGCUGCGGCAGGAGGGGCUGAGCGGGACAUCCGGUAUCGAGCACACAAGGAGUUCGGUGACCGGCGCGAGAAGGUGAUCAGUGCCAGGACGUACUUCUAUGAGGACGAGGCCCACUGUGAUGAGAACCUGGAGACCUUCAUGAAAUGUAUAGAUGCUGUGUCAGAUGCAACGGAAAAAUCUGGUCUGGCAGCAGUGAAGCUGACAGCUCUAGGUCGACCACAGCUUCUGCUGCAGAUGACGGAAGUGUUGGUGUCAAUCCGCAACAUCUUCGACAGCAUCUGUGGGGUGGAGGGGGACAUCUGCACGAAGAGUGUGAAGGAGGAAAAUUUCUUAGAAGCAUUGCAGAAGAUGAACAUCCGUAUCAGUCAAAACGAGUCUAAGAAGUGGUUCUCUGUGCUCGACGUCACCAAGGAUGGUGAAGUGGAUCUGCUGGACUGGGAGAAUCUUCUUGAGAUGAACAUGGGACUGUCCAAACUCCUCAUGGUGUCAAACAUCAAAACGGGAGAGUCCAAGUCCCUGGUGAUGGCGCUGAGUGCAGAGGAAGAGAACCAGAUGAAGAACAUGCUGCGCAGGAUCAACACCCUUGUACAGUAUGCAACAGAGAAGGAGGUUCGAGUGAUGAUUGACGCAGAGCAGACGUACUUCCAGCCAGCCAUCAGUCGUCUGACAAUGGAGAUGAUGCGCAAGUUCAACAGAGAGAGGGCCGUCAUCUUCAACACAUACCAGUGCUAUCUGAAGUCGGCAUUCAGCAAUAUUUUCAUUGACCUUGACCUUUCACGAAGAGAAAACUUUUACUUUGGUGCAAAGCUGGUCCGAGGUGCUUACUUGGAACAGGAACGAGAGAGAGCUGCUACCCUGAACUAUGAGGACCCCAUCAACGAUGACUACGAGGCGACGACGGCAAUGUACCACUGCGUCCUGGAGGAGGUGUUCCGUCAGAUCCAGUCCCGCGAUCGCGGCAAGAUCGCUGUGAUGGUGGCAAGUCACAACGAAGGAACAGUCAAGUUCGCUGUCGAGAAGAUGAAAGAGUGGGGUGUGAGGCCGGAGGAUCGACUCAUCUGUUUCGGACAACUUCUCGGCAUGUGUGAUCAAAUCAGCUUCCCUCUAGGUCAGGCGGGUUACUCCGUGUACAAGUACGUUCCGUUCGGCCCAGUGGAGGAGGUUCUCCCUUAUCUGUCCCGCCGCGGCAUGGAGAACAGAGGUGUCCUCAAGAAGGUCGUGAAGGAGAAGCGCCUCCUGGCGGCCGAACUAUCUCGGAGAAUCAGGAGCGGACAACUCUUCUACAACCCUCAGACCAACAUACCUUCGACUGCAGGUGUGCGGUCGUCGUGAGUGGGAGACGGAUGUGAGAGUUGAGGACUAGAUCGCCAUCACGUCAGAUGGCCCUCACGUGUAGAUAACACUGCAGUAUAGACUAUCGUAUCAUCACUCACAAGAACAAUUUUAAGUUUUAAUUUAUUUAUAAGAGAACAAAAUGAGCCUGUGAACAUUAUUUAAGCCAAACUGUUGUCAUGACUACUGAUGUAUGUGUCAUCCAGUUGUGUAACGAGACAGAUAAUUAACUUUCAUUGUCAAAAAAUAUUUUGUUGAAAUAUUUUUUAUAUGAGCAACAAAAUGACUUGUUUCUGCUGGAAAUCAUUGAUGUGAUAUCAAGGAUAUACUAAAUUGCAUGUCGAAUUAAUAUAUUUUUAAAGAAUCGAAUAAUUAAAAAAAAAUUUAAUAAAAUUUUAAUAUUUGCAAUUGUAUUGAGUAUCAGGCUGUUCUGAAUUUAUGUACCAUCACUUCAUAAUCUUUAUGUCCAAACUUGAAAGUUUGUCCGUGCACUUUCCUAGAACAAAGCACUGAUUGUAAUGGUGCAGUGAUAUGUUGUUUUUAUGUGUAUGCUACUCGAAAUUUGACACGGAUAACCAGGUUUUUAGCGUUUGUCCAAAUGGAAAAAUGUUCUGUACAAAUAUUCUGUACAAAUGUUCUGUACAAAUUUGUCAUCUUGGUGCAAGUGUAUAUCCCUAUCAAUCGUAGAGCUGUUGUUUGUACAUAGACCAAGUUCAACAUUGUGAAUCUCAUUUCUUUGGUUGUUUGUUAAAGAAAUGUGUAGUUUGCCAUGUUUUGUCAUGCAUAUUUCUUUAUCUGGCACCUUGUUUUUGUGAGUGAGUGAGUGAGUUGGGUUUAACGCCGCUUUUAACAGUAUUCCAGUUAUAUCACGGCGUGUCAGGUUAAUGUGGGAGGAAAGUCCGAAGUGAUGCAGGUCUCGGACGUUUACCACU
Molecule: messenger RNA, 2817 nt
Organism: Haliotis rufescens (red abalone)
Lineage: Eukaryota; Metazoa; Mollusca; Gastropoda; Lepetellida; Haliotidae
Product: proline dehydrogenase 1, mitochondrial-like
Exons: 14
Coding region: 20-1885 (621 amino acids)
Cellular component (GO): mitochondrion
Molecular function (GO): FAD binding; proline dehydrogenase activity; calcium ion binding
Source: RefSeq, a predicted model, not a curated record